AUGGAAGAACUAAUCGACGAACAAGAAAUUGCUAUCACCACAAUAACCAGAGCAGAAAGAAGCUUCAGAAAACGUCCUUAUGGUGAAAUGACUGCAGCAUACGUGGAAGGUCGACGAUCAGAGUUGAUGCAAGCUUGGAACAAUUGCAAGGCAUUGGAUACUUUAGACACGUUUAAUGAAACAAUAGCAAAUAUAAACACUCGUUUAAUCCGCGAUUCAGGUGAAAGUUCUCAGUCCCGCGAUUCCAUAGAGCCACAUAGAAGAAUUAAAUUACCUAGAAUUGAUUUACCGAAAUUUAACGGUAAUUAUCUUGAAUGGCAAAACUUCAAAGAUAUGUUUGAAUCAAUGAUAGCUUCAGAACAUGAUUUAGCUGAUGUACAAAAAAUGCAAUACCUCAAAUCUUGUUUGGAAGGGGAGGCAGCUCAACUUCUCAAACACUUAGGUACAAAUUCGUCAAACUAUGCUAGUGCAUGGGAAUUACUCGAAACUCGUUACGCUAAUCAACGCGUAAUUAUUGACUCAUACUUAAAUUCAUUUAUAUCAAUUCCCCCGAUUUCGAAUGAAACUGUAACAGAUUUAAAACUAUUACGCGAUACUACGAUAGAAGCUCUACAUGCUCUUAAAAACUUAGGUCAUCAAGGUUCGGAGGCUACAUUCAUCUCUGAAAAUGUAGUUCAAUUACUCCAUGCCAAAACACACCGUGUCUUAAUUAGAGUUAACGGCGUAGAUAACGUUUUUAUCAGUAAUGUAAAGGCUAAAGUAAACUUAACUAUAUUUUCAAGAACGGAACCACAGAAUUCGAUUGAGAUUUCCGCUUUAGUGUUACCGAGACUUAAUAACUACACACGUUUGAACGCAAGCUCUACUAAACAAUGGGAACACUUAAAGAACUUAAAUUUCGCUGACGACAAUCCAUUCAUAACAAAAAAGUAUGAGAUGAUUAUUGGAGCAGAUUAUUACGGCUCUCUUUUGUUAAAAGGUAUAAAAAAAGGUCCUAAUGGUUCCCCCAUUGCUCAGAAUUCCCUUUUAGGAUGGAUAGUCUCUGGUCCUACGAAUUCCUUAGAAACAGUUCCUAGAACUUUAGCUCACCAAAAUAUAGAAAUUCCGGAACUUCAACAAGAUCUACAACGAUUUUGGGAAGUCGAGGAAUGUUUCGAAAAGAUAAGCCUUACACCUGAGGAAAAAAGUUGUGAAGAAUAUUUUAGUAACAUACAUUCGCGAACAACAGAGGGACGUUACGUUGUUCGACAAAUUUUUAAAGACAAAGAGAAUCAAAUCCUAGGAUCAUCCUUAGCAAAAUCCCUUACUAUGUUGACAAGAUCAGAAAAACGUUUAGACAAAAAUCCUUCUCUUAAGAACGAUUAUUAUGAUUUUUUAAAAGAAUAUAAAACGUUAAACCACAUGGUUGAGAUAAAACCUGAUUUAAAAGACGAAAAACAACGCGUUUACUUACCUCAUCACCCAAUAAUACGAGAAAGUAGUUCAACAACACGUGUCAGAGUAGUUUUUAACGCAUCCAGUCUUACUUCUAAUGGUGUUUCCUUGAAUGACCUUUUGUCAGCUGGUCCCAAAUUACACACGGAAAUCCCUUCGAUUAUUUUACGCUGGCGAAACUAUCGCUUUGUUAUGACGGCAGAUAUCUGCAAAAUGUUUAGACAAAUUCUAAUCGACCCCCAAGAUCAACACUUACAAAAUAUAGUGUGUCGCUUGGGACCAGAUGAGGAGAUAAAACACUUUCGAUUACUCACCGUUACAUACGGCACGAAAUCAGCUCCUUAUUUAGCAAAUCGAGUGAUAAAGCAGUUAGCUGCGGAUGAAGGAGAAGAUUUUCCAGAAGCUAAAACGGUAUUGGAAAACGACUUUUAUGUCGAUGAUGGUUUAUUUGGUGGAAAUGAUUUAGAAAAAACUCGAGUUCUUAAAAACGAUUUAUGCAAACUUUUAGCGCGAGGAGGUUUUAUGUUAUACAAGUUUUCCUCAAAUGCCCCAGAAUUAUUAUCUGGACAUACUGAUAUUGAAGAAAGUAAAAAUCUUGAUAUAGUAGAAACAGAGAGUAAUUGUUCGGUGCUCGGUCUAGUUUGGAAUUCGAAAGAUGACGAAUUUAGAUUUACCGUCGCAAUGCAACCAUUUUCCGUAGUAACCAAACGAUUAAUUCUAUCUGUAAUUUCCAAGCUAUUUGACCCUUUAGGUUUAGUAGCUCCUAUUAUAAUUGUCGCGAAAAUUAUAAUGCAAGACCUAUGGUUACAAAAAUUUCAAUGGGAUUCAGAAUUACCCGAGAAAUUUAAAGAACAGUGGGUUUCGUAUUGUCACAAACUCAACAGUAUAAAAUCUAUUAAAAUACCUCGCUGGACUGGUUGUAAAGAGGGGAGUCAAAUUGAGGUACAUGGUUUCGCAGACGCAUCUUCACGCGCUUAUGCUGCUGUAGUUUAUAUUCGUGUUCUAAACCCACAUAAGUCACCUAUCCUCACUAUCUCCCUUGCAAAAACUAAAGUUGCACCUAUUAAAAUUGUGACCAUUCCAAGAUUGGAAUUAUGUGCAAUAGUUCUGCUUACAAAAUUACUUAAAAGGGUUGUUAGCGAUCAUCAACUGAAUCAAACUCCAAUAUAUGGUUGGACAGAUUCAACAAUUGCACUCUCCUGGUUAGCUAAACAUCCUUCAACAUGGAAGACUUUCGUUGCUAACCGAGUUCAAACAGUACAUACAUUGCUUCCCUGUAUAAAAUGGAGACAUGUUCCUUCUUCUGAUAACCCGGCAGAUUGUGCCUCAAGGGGGAUUAAUCCUUCCGAAUUGCAGGAAAACAGACUUUGGUGGCAGGGACCUAUUUGGUUAAAAGAACCAGAAGCCUCUUGGCCUUCAAGUCCUGUUCUAGAGUACGGCAACAGGCACACUUGA
Messenger RNA from Leptopilina boulardi, 2889 nucleotides. RefSeq lists its product as uncharacterized. NCBI's taxonomy places the organism in Eukaryota, Metazoa, Arthropoda, Insecta, Hymenoptera, Figitidae. The transcript has 3 exons. The record is from RefSeq and is a predicted model, not a curated record. Bases 1 to 2889 code for a protein of 962 amino acids.